AUGAUGCCAUCCAAUCUACUAAAGAAGCAUUUGAAUAAUGAUCCUUAUAAACCAAACUUCGUAUUCUCAUCAGAUAUACCGGCACAAAUCCACCAGAUUGUUAAAACACGAUAUUUACCCCAUCAUGAUAAUGAACAUUCAAUAAUCUUUCUCGGAUCCGAUAUUGAAUUCAAUAUAAAUACAGCUUUAAAUUCAUUAUUAUUAAGAAAUUCAAAUAUAAAACCAUCUGAUUUACUUAAAGAGAAUCUAAUAUCAAUAGCUAAAUAUAAUUCAUGUCUGCAUACUUCAGAUUUCAUAUCACGAAUAAUGAAACCACCAAAUGUUGUUGAUAAUUUUGGAAUUGAUAAUCAAAUAUUAUGUUCAGAAGAAGUAUUUAUUGUGAAUAUAACUUUAAAAUUAUUGGAUUUUGCCUUUGAUAAAGAAUUACAAGAUGUUACUGUUGAUUUUUUAAAAGAUGAAAAUUUAGGACUUUUAAUAUUAUGUGAUGAUAAUUUGUUGAACGAAAUAAUAUCAUAUAUCAGAGCUUGUGUAUUGUUUUCAAUACAUUCAAAUGAAUUGGCAACUCCUAUACUUCAGGCCCAAGUUCCACCAAAGGAAGAUAUGAUUUAUAAUAGCUUUAUUGAAAUUAAUGACUCGACAUUAAAUAAUAGUGAAAAUGAAGAAGUUUAUGAUAAGUCAGGCACGGGGGAAUCUUUAGGAUCAAUCACGACAACAAAUUGUCUAGAUUUAUUAACUCAAGAAUCACUUAAUAAUAAAACCUUAUCACUUGUAAAUGGGGAUAUAUCAUCAGGACAAGUGUCUAUUGAUAGCAGUAUUGAUUAUCUGGCAAAAACAUCUUCAAAUGAUGAAUUAUCAAAACAAAAGAGUCCUGAUUUUCUAUUAGACAUUGAAAAUCUUCGACAUAAUGAAGAAGAUGAUAUCCAAGAUGAAAUUAAGGAUGAAGAACCGCCAACUACCGUUCAAGAUGAUAUGAGUUUCUUGCGUCCUCUUAGAUUGAAUAGUAGGCGUGAACAAUUGAAUGAAGAUACAGCAAAGACAGAAGAAGUAACAGAAGCGCCAAGGGUAUUAGAUCUUGACCCAAAUACUAGUUCAUCUAGUUUCCAUUUAGACGAUUUAGUGGAAGUUGAAUGUGAAAAUGAAAAUGAAUUUGAAUCGCCAAAAACUAGUGACAAUCCAGACUAUUCUUCUCCAGAUAAUAUAUUACAACCUCCAGUACAAUUAAAACCUACCGUUCUUACAAGCAGGACUAAUAAAGAACAAGAAGAAGAGGAUGAUGGAAUUAUAACUAUAUCUCGACAACUGUCAUUUGUAUCGCCAAGAAAAAUGAAGUCCGUAUCAAGGAUGUCUUCAACUUCGUCAAUUUUCAUGUUGAAUACAGAUGAAGGGUUGGAAUAUGCAUUUAAAUCAAAUGAUGUUCCUUCGUAUAUUAAACGUGAUAAGAAAUUUAAAUUCAUUAGAGUUGGAAAAGUCCAGAAAUAUGUUCAUUUGUUUGAAGAAAAGAUGGAGGAACCAGUUCCUCCAGCUCCUCCUGGACGUCUAGCUAAUAGUAGGAGACCAAGUAGGGUGGGUAGUCGUCUAAACAGUAGGUCAGGAAGUCCUUUCAGGACUGCUUAG
Hemisphaericaspora subhashii is the source of this 1614-nucleotide messenger RNA. RefSeq names its product Cta9p (gene CTA9). The record is from RefSeq and is a predicted model, not a curated record. Bases 1 to 1614 code for a protein of 537 amino acids. Lineage: Eukaryota; Fungi; Ascomycota; Pichiomycetes; Serinales; Debaryomycetaceae. The transcript has a single exon.